This is a messenger RNA of Epinephelus fuscoguttatus (brown-marbled grouper), 3604 nucleotides long. Its product is annotated as GTPase IMAP family member 7-like. Bases 157 to 1020 code for a protein of 287 amino acids. The transcript has 2 exons. Gene Ontology annotation, molecular function: GTP binding. The record is from RefSeq and is a predicted model, not a curated record. Lineage: Eukaryota; Metazoa; Chordata; Actinopteri; Perciformes; Serranidae.
AUAUAGAGAGAGGGAGGAGGGGAGGGAGGAAUAACAAGCACACAGAAGGACAGAGGUACUGUAAUCUGGAAGAAAGGGUUGAGAAACACGCACAGAAUUUGUGAUUCAAAAACAGGACUGACAAGUGUUUCCUGGUAUUUCUUUCUCUGCAACAACAUGGGUUUAAUUUCAACUGAAGACUCACACAGCUCUCCAGUUGUCAACAACCUGAGGAUUGUCCUGCUGGGGAAGACUGGAUCAGGAAAGAGCGCAACAGGGAACACCAUCCUGGGACGACAAGCUUUUACCUCAGGGAUUUCUCCAUCUUCUGUGACAGUGACAUGUAAAAAAGAAACUGGCCACUUUGAUAACAGAACUGUCAGUGUGGUCGACACCCCCGGUGUGUUUGACACAUCGAUAGGGGAUGGCCUGCUGAAAGGUGAAAUAGAGACAUGUAUCGUGCUGUCUGACCCAGGACCCCAUAUAUUCCUGCUGGUGAUCAGACUGAAUGUACCGUUCUCAGAAGAGGAGAAGAAUGCAAUAAAGUGGAUCAAGAACAACUUCGGUGAGGAAGCCUCCAAAUACACGCUGGUGCUUUUCACUAGGGGAGAUGAGCUCAAGGGGAAAUCCAUCCAGGAUUACUUAGACCAAAAUUCUGGCCUCUGGGAAGUCAUAAGUGGCUGUACAGCUGGGUACACUGUAUUUGACAACACAUCUAUGGAAAAUCGCACUCAGGUGGCUGAUCUGUUUGAACUGAUAGACAAGACAGUGCAGUUAAAUGGUAACUAUUACACCAGAAGCAUGUAUGAAGAGGCCCAGAGAAAGAAGAAUUCAAAGGAACGGUGGAGCAGGUUUGGAGGCUAUAUGAACACUGUGGGUAAUCAGUUGUUUGUGGCAGCAGUAGUCACAGCUGUAGUUAAUGCCCCUGUAGCUGGUGCUGCUGCUGCUGCAGCUACAUCCAUAAGACCAGUUUUAAUGGUCGCAGGUGCAGGAAUUUCUAAAGCCAUCAGUCGAUGGAUGAAACCGACAACAGACAGCUGAGUCAUUUCAAUCCACAAUCCUUUAGGCAAGCUUGUGAUGAGGAAGUACUAUCAAUCCCCAAGGGAAUUUUUUUUCUUCACACAUGGGCCUGUGUAUGCACAUAGAACCUAUACAUGCAUUAAAUGGAGAGAUGUCAAAGCAAGGGGGCUGUCCAUAUAUGGACGGGUGGUUUGGUGCCUUGCUCAGAAGCACCUUGCAGUUUCCAGCUACCAGUCCACACUCUAUAUUUGGUGUGGACGGGGGCUUGAGCUGGCAACCCUCCGGUUCCCAACCUAUUUCUCUAUGGAUUGAGUUACUUCCACCCCCGAAUAAUAAUGUAACAAGCUUUCAUACAUGAGUGCAAAUUCAGAUCUGAAAUGUUUUUUGUGUAAAGUUUAUUGUAUUUCUUUAUGUCAUUCAUGUACAUUCAUAUAUAUUAAUCACAGCUUGCCAAAGUUAACCUUUUGUGAGAAAUCUUUAAAAUGUUGAUGCUGCACACUCUGGUCCUGAAUAUUGUUUUGUGUGGAGAACAAAACAAUUGUGUAAUUGUUCUGUUUGAUUUUUAAGAAUAAAAUGAAACAAUGUGACAACAACUUCAAAAAGAGUGUUGUGUUGUUGUACCAAAAUCUAUAUCACAUGAAAUUCCAAGUUAGAGCUUGUAUGAUCUCCCUGUGUCAACAUGGGUUUUCUACUCCAGCUUCCUCCCACAGUCCAAAGACAUGCAGGUUAAUUGGUGACUCUAAAUUGUCCGUAGGUGUGAAUGUGAGUGUGAAUGGUUGUCUGUUUCUGUGUUAGCCCUGUGAUAGUCUGGCAACUUGUCCAAUGUCAGCUGGGAUAGGCUACAGCCCAGCUUUUUGUCUGAACUCACAAAGGACUUUACUUUUUUUUGAGCAAUUGUAAUAGUUCAUAUCUAACCUUUGCAUUUUGUUCACAUACUAAUUUGUACAAUGAUGGUGCGUCAGCGGCUUAGUGGAUAGAGCGCCCCAUGUGCAAAGGUUUCAAAGGUUUCAUCCUUGCUGCAGUUGCCCAGGUUCCCUCCAGCCUGCUGCGUGGCACUCCCUCUCUCUCCCCCCUUCACACUCAACUGUCCUAUCAAUUAAAGGCAAAACAACCAAAAAAUAAUCUAACAAAAAAAAAGUAGAAUGACAACAAAGCUCAGCAUUAAUCCUUCAGAUACAUUUGUUGCUGGAGCCUAUCCCAUCUGACAUUGGGCGAGAGGCAGGGUACACCCUGGACAGGUCGCCACAGGACUGACACAUAGAGACAGACAACCAUUCACGUUCAUAUUCACACCUAUGGAGAGUCACCAAUUAACCUGCAUAUCUGUGGACUGUGGGAGGAAGCUGGAGUACCUGGAGUAAACCCAUGCUGACAUGGGGAGAACAUGCAAACCAGGAACCCUCUUGCUGUAAGGCGACAGUGCUAACCAAUAUAAAACAUAAAUAUCAAGCCAUCAAAUGGGAAAUAUGGCCUGUCACAUAAUUUAAAUGUUACAUUUUUUAAUAUGAAGAGGAAAUGCCAGUGUUGAAUAUUUUACACCUCUGAUAGUGAGUCAUUAAAAACAUCACGCAAAGCUUUCUUCUACUGAACAAAGAAAUAGAUAUAGAAGAUAAAAAUCAGAAUUACUUUUCCAUAUGUAAUGAAAAUACACUGCAUUAAGAGGCUAGCAAAAAUGGAAAGUUUGAAAUUAUGUGGAAACUGUAAAUCUUCAGAAGAAUCCAUUUUUAUUAAUUUAUUUGUUCUUUCCGUUUGUGUAUAAAGCCUUAAUGUGACAGACCUGCAAAAUGUCUGAAACAGAGAUAGCUACACUCACAUGUCACUUUACAACCAUUUCAUAUUCCCAAAAGUAUCAGUGGAUCAGUGUUUGGACUACUUUACUGCAGCUAAUGGAACUCUGUGAUCGCUUUUUUCAUUGUACAAACAGUUUGUGAGGAAACGGGAUUCAGCUUCAUCGCUACAUUUAAAAGCUACAGUGCCCUUGCUCCAGUCAACAUGUGGCUGACACAGACUGGCCCACAGUUCACGAUUUUUAGGCCUUUCUUGGUCAUUUUGCCGUAGAUGAAAUGCUCCGGCAGGGAUGUGGCAGCAGUAUAGUGAGGGGGUCGCUCUGUUAAGAAUGCUUCCUUAGUGAAAUGUGAUCAGCAGCCGGACGUUUACCAUUGUCUUUCAUUUCCUUUAGGGAAGUGAGCUCAUAAUGUUGCUAAGAAUAAAGCGAGGGAAACUGCACGUCACAGUAAUGAACCUGCAUGAACAUUUUAUCUGAGCAGUUAUUGCAUAAGUUAUGAGAGUAUAAAUUGUGUAAACAAGUAGCACAAUAUGUCAAUACAUUCAAACAUUAUUUACAGCCCAGUCACCAGAGGAAAAUGUUGGCAUUGUAUGUGUCUGCAAACCAUGAAUAUGUUACAUUUACACACUUCAUUCAUAUCAUAUUACCAUUUCUAAAAUGACGUCACAUUGUUGAAUUUAUCAUUUGGGGGUGGAGGGGAUGGUGGGUUGCGUGAUGCCUGGGCGAGACGCCUGCCAAGCUGCAGACCACUGCUAGAGACCAACAAACAAACAACAACAACAAAAAAAGGUUGUGAUUUCAUUACUGUGUUUCCAGCAG